AUGGCUCCUCAUAGUGGCACAAGCUCUGAUGAAUCCACCACCAACAAUCUCACCGCGGUGACCAUUGAUAGGGACAAGAACAGUGCAUCAGCUGUCAAAUGGGCUGUUGAGCAUCUCUUGUUAACAGAUCAUUCAAUCAUUCUGAUCCAUGUUAAGAUCAGAAAUCCACAACCUCGUAGGUACCCUCUCUUUUUGGCUUAUGAUACAUACGGUGAGGUUGCUAAUGCAUAUAAUGCAUCAGGGAGUACGGAUGAGCAGCAGCUUUUCAAACCAUCCCGCCUGUAUUGCGCACGUAAAGGGAUUAAAGUGAAAGAAGUACUCCUUGAAGGCGUAGAUGUUUCCAAGGCAAUUCUGGACUAUAUUUCUGACAAUCACAUUAAAAAUAUUGUUCUUGGUGCAUCGUCAAGAAAUCCCAUUGCAAGGAAGUUUUGGACUCAUGAUGUGCCAACAAUUGUCAACAAGGCUGCCCCUGAUUUCUGUUCUGUGUAUGUAAUCGCAAAAGGCAAGAAGCUAUCUUUUCGACCUGCUGUAAGAUCUAAGUCGACUCCUGUAACUCCUAAACAAGAAUCUGCAAGAAACCAGUCUCCCAUCAGGUUUAAUCACAGUGAACCUGAGGAUCUUUCUAGGGCAUUAUCUAGGAGAGAAGAGCAAAAGGGAGUGGGGCCUGCGAAAGUGUGGCCUCCUGCAGCUCUUCCGUUUGGAUCAAUGGAGAAUAUUGAUAUUUCGUUCGUUGCAAAAAGUAAUGUACCCAGUCGCAAUAGCCUCUCCACCAGUGAUAGUGAUUCCACUGCACCAUUUCACUUUGGACCGAUGGAGGCAAUUAUUAAAAAUGUAGAUUUUGCUAACAUGCUGGAUGCUGCAAACAGUGGAAGUUCUGGAUCAUCUUCACUUGAAGCUGAAAUGAAUAGACUAAAACUCGAGCUCAAACAGACUCUGGAAAUGUACAAUACAGCUUGCAAGGAAGCUCUCUCAGCCAAACAAAAGGCUAAAGAGCUCGACAGAUGGAAAAUGGAAGAAGCCCUGAAGAUUGAGCAAGCCCGACAUUCUGGAGAGUCAGCUGUCGCGAUUGUUGAGAUGGAGAAGGCUAAACGUAGAGCUGCCAUUGAAGCGGCUGAGAAGGCUCAAAAGUUAGCUGAUAUUGAAGCACAAAGAAGAAAGCAUGCUGAGGAAAAGGCCAAGCGAGAAGCAGAAGGAAAGUCUAGAGCACUGAAAAUUCUAUCACAAAAUGAUUGUCGUUGCAGAAAAUACACCAUUGAGGAUAUAGAAAUUGCCACCAAUAAAUUCUCAAGUUCAUCAAAAAUCGGGGAAGGUGGUUAUGGUCCUGUUUAUAAAGGUAAACUUGAUCAUACUCCAGUUGCCAUUAAGAUUCUGAGACCUGAUGCUGCACAAGGAAGGAAGCAAUUCCAACAAGAGGUAGAGGUCCUGAGCAGCAUUAGACACCCAAAUAUGGUUCUCCUCUUGGGUGCAUGUCCUGAAUAUGGAUGCUUGGUAUACGAAUAUAUGAACUAUGGAAGUUUGGAAGAUAGGCUAUUUCGCAAAGGUAACACACCACCCAUACCAUGGGCAUUUCGGUUUAAAAUUGCAGCUGAUAUUGCCACUGGCCUUCUAUUCCUUCACCAGACAAAACCAGAGCCUCUUGUGCAUCGGGACCUUAAACCUGCCAACAUCCUUUUAGAUCAAAAUUUCGUUUGUAAAAUUAGUGAUGUUGGCUUGGCACGUUUGGUUCCAGCCUCCGUAGCCGAUACUGUAACACAAUAUCACAUGACUUCGGCUGCUGGGACAUUUUGUUAUAUAGAUCCUGAAUACCAGCAUACAGGCGAAUUAGGGACAAAGUCGGAUAUAUACUCUCUCGGGGUAUUGUUACUCCAGAUUAUCACUGCAAGGCCUCCAAUGGGGCUCACACAUCACGUCGAGAGGGCCAUAGAAGAAGGAAGAUUUGCAGAUUUGUUAGAUCCAACAGUCCCGGAAUGGCCUGUCGAGGAUGCUCUAAGCUUUGCAAAAUUAGCGUUGCAGUGUGUUGAGCUUAGGAAGAAGGAUAGACCAGAUCUUGGAUCUGUUAUAGUUCCAGAGCUUAGUCGGUUGAAAGAACUUGGUAUGAACAGCAUGUUUAACAACUCUUAGAAAUCGCCUCUUGCCCAGAGUAAAGAUCUCCAAAUAUAAGCCAGGCAAUAAUCUUC
Messenger RNA from Coffea eugenioides, 2177 nucleotides. RefSeq names its product U-box domain-containing protein 35. The transcript is spliced from 8 exons. The record is from RefSeq and is a predicted model, not a curated record. Gene Ontology annotation, molecular function: ATP binding; protein kinase activity. Gene Ontology annotation, biological process: protein phosphorylation. NCBI's taxonomy places the organism in Eukaryota, Viridiplantae, Streptophyta, Magnoliopsida, Gentianales, Rubiaceae. The coding region runs from base 1 to 2121 and encodes 706 amino acids.